Messenger RNA from Phlebotomus papatasi, 933 nucleotides. RefSeq names its product FAD synthase (gene Flad2). The transcript has 3 exons. NCBI's taxonomy places the organism in Eukaryota, Metazoa, Arthropoda, Insecta, Diptera, Psychodidae. Gene Ontology annotation, biological process: FAD biosynthetic process. The record is from RefSeq and is a predicted model, not a curated record. Bases 113 to 820 code for a protein of 235 amino acids. Gene Ontology annotation, molecular function: FMN adenylyltransferase activity.
GUUUAUCCAAGUUGCGGUGGGAAUGCCAUAACCUCACUUUUGUCUUAUGUAAGUUUCGUGGCGAUGAAAAUAAAAAACAGCCCGUCGAGGUGGAAAGCAGUCAGUUGUGCAGAUGGAGAGUACUGAGGAGGUGACUCUAGUCCCCAAUGGGACUGACUACAGCCACAGUUUGCAGGCAAAAGUGGCUCAAACAGAUCAAAUCCUUCGUCGGGCAUUCCAAGACUUUCUCCCCGAGCGUGUGUUUCUCUCAUUCAACGGCGGAAAAGAUUGCACAGUGCUUCUGCACAUGGUGAUAAAAUUCCUGGAGCAUGAAGGUAUCUCACUCAGUGCUCUGCAUUGCUGGUACUUCCAGCCAGAUGAUCCGUUCGCUGAAGUUGAGGAAUUUGUGAUAUUCUGUGAGAACUACUAUAGCAUAGAGAUCAAAAGGGUCCGUGGGACCAUUAGGGAGGCCUUAGGGAAAAUCUGCAAUGUCGAAGGAUCCCAAAAGGAUGCCUUUGAAGCCUGUUUCAUGGGAAGCCGGAGGACAGAUCCAUUCUGCAGCAACUUGGACCACUUUCAGAAAACCGAUCCCGGCUGGCCCGAUUUGAUGCGCAUCAGUCCUUUGUUGGACUGGACGUGCAAUGAUGUUUGGGAGUAUCUGCAGAAGAACCAUGUGCCCUACUGUCGCCUCUAUGACGUCGGCUACACUUCCCUGGGCGGCCGAAGCAAUACCUCUCCCAAUCCCAAUUUGCGCUACGUGGACCCCAAAACUGGCGAGAUCAAGUACUAUCCUGCCUACUGUCUCCGGAACGACGGAAUGGAGCGCGCUGGACGCAGCUGAGUCUCUCUCUCUUGGAUGUUUUUUUUCUUUUUGUUUUUUUUUUGUCUGUUUUGUGGUUGAAGUAUUAGCGCUCCUUGCGGGGGAUGGCGCAAAUAAACUGACUUAGACUUUUU